GUCGUUGCUAAAUAAUUAUUAUAGUUAAUUUAUUCUCGUCUCCCGGUGGCGGUGCGAAGCCCUUCACCUCCGCCGCCGCUACCGCCGGCGGAUCUGGGGCUUCUUUCCACCCUCGGUUGGAAGUCUUCUCCGUAUCUGUUCUCCUUUACUCAUUCCCUUGGAAAGAACGGUUCUUUUGGCAGGAUUUGGUGGCAGUUUGAUGAUUUAAAGACCAUGGAAAGGGAAGCUAAAAAGGAAUCUUUCAGGAAGUAUCUGGAAUCAAGUGGUGUGCUUGAUGCUCUCACUAAAGUUCUUGUUGCACUUUAUGAAGAAAACGACAAGCCUUCUUCUGCCUUGGAGUUUGUCCAACAAAAAUUAGGUGGCCCAUCAAUUUCUGACUAUGAAAAGCUACAAGCUGAGAAGUCAGAUUUGCAAAUGAAAUAUGACGAGCUAUUGGAAGUUCACAGAGAAACAUGUAGACAGCUUGAGGAGCUACGGAGCUUGAAGGUGUCAACCAACAAGGACUUUGCUGACGGAGAUAAACAGAAAGAUGGAUUGUGAAGGACUCGCCCGGAAUUUGUUACAAGCUGUUAUAACAAAUUCUAGAAUUUGUUUGUCGGAACAUUUUUAUGCAAUAGAUCACAGGAAAGGAAAGAAAAACCAAGUAUAUCUGUAUCCAAAACGUCGUUAUUCAUCAAUUGUUUCCAAACUUUCCCUGUUGUGAGCAGCUAUCAGAUUUUGAAAGGACUGAAUGAUAUAGACAUUCCCUUCAAUGUUUAUGUAUAACUAAAUGCACCAAUACUUAUUUCAAAAGGAAUUAUAAAAUAUAAAAUGAUUAUUAAUAUAAA
Molecule: messenger RNA, 827 nt
Organism: Zingiber officinale
Lineage: Eukaryota; Viridiplantae; Streptophyta; Magnoliopsida; Zingiberales; Zingiberaceae
Product: c-Myc-binding protein homolog
Exons: 5
Coding region: 214-540 (108 amino acids)
Biological process (GO): regulation of DNA-templated transcription
Cellular component (GO): nucleus
Molecular function (GO): transcription coactivator activity
Source: RefSeq, a predicted model, not a curated record